Molecule: messenger RNA, 2356 nt
Organism: Pipistrellus kuhlii (Kuhl's pipistrelle)
Lineage: Eukaryota; Metazoa; Chordata; Mammalia; Chiroptera; Vespertilionidae
Gene: LMBR1L
Product: limb development membrane protein 1 like
Exons: 16
Coding region: 276-1817 (513 amino acids)
Biological process (GO): receptor-mediated endocytosis; signal transduction
Molecular function (GO): transmembrane signaling receptor activity
Source: RefSeq, a predicted model, not a curated record
CCUGACAGAGGCCCGACCUUAAAGGGGAGGGGACAGAGUGGGGGGACAGGGGCCCUUUAAAACAAGGCGCGCUGGUGCCUGCCCCUUUAAGGGCGGGGCGUCCGGACGUCUGAAUCUGGACCUCAGAUUACCUACACCGAGUUUCCGUCGCAGGCUGCGAGGAAAGGCUCCUCGGCUGGGUCCGGGUGCUCGGCGGCGGCGGCGGCGGCGGCUCUAUCCCCGCCGGUCCUCCCCGGGCCCGGAGACAACCCCGCCCCAGUCAUGCUGAGCAGAGUAUGGAAGCAGCUGACUACGAAGUGCUAUCCGUGCGAGAGCAGCUAUUCCACGAGAGGGUCCGCGAAUGUAUUAUCUCAACACUUCUGUUUGCGACACUCUACAUCCUCUGCCACAUCACCCUGACCCACUUCAAGAGGCCUGCUGAGUUCACUACAGUGGAUGAUGAAGAUGCCACAGUCAACAAGAUUGCGCUCGAGCUCUGCACCUUUACCCUGGCAGUUUCCCUGGGUGCUGUACUGCUCCUGCCCUUCUCCAUCAUCAGCAAUGAGGUGUUGCUGUCACUGCCUCGGAACUACUACAUCCAGUGGCUCAAUGGUUCCCUCAUCCAUGGCCUCUGGAACCUCGUUUUUCUCUUCUCCAACCUGUCCCUCAUCUUCCUCAUGCCCUUUGCAUACUUCUUCACUGAGUCUGAGGGCUUCGCUGGCUCCAAAAAGGGUGUCCUGGGCCGAGUCUACGAGACAGUGGUAAUGUUGAUGCUCCUCACUCUGCUGGUGCUGGGCAUGGUGUGGGUGGCAUCGGCCAUUGUGGACAACAACAAGACCAGCAGGGAGUCACUCUAUGACUUCUGGGAGUACUACCUCCCCUACCUCUAUUCCUGCAUUUCCUUCCUUGGGGUCCUGCUGCUCCUGGUGUGUACUCCGCUAGGUCUCGCCCGCAUGUUCUCGGUUACUGGGAAGCUGCUGGUCAAACCGCGGGUGCUAGAAGACCUGGAGGAGCAGCUGUACUGCUCAGCCUUUGAAGAAGCAGCUUUGACCCGCAGGAUUUGCAGUGAGUUGCAAUUCUUCCCAGGUGGGAUGAUAGGCUUGGCUUGGGCGGGGACAGCACCAUCUUUUCUGCCCUCAGAUCCCACCUCCUGCUGGCUGCCUUUGGACAUGGAGCUGCUGCACAGACAGGUGCUGGCUCUGCAGACACAGAGGGUCCUACUGGAAAAGCGGUGGAAGGCUUCAGCCUGGCAGCGGAACCUGGGUUAUCCCCUGGCCAUGCUGUGCUUGCUGUUAUUGACGGGCCUAUCCGUGCUCAUUGUGGCCAUCCACAUCCUGGAGCUGCUCAUCGAUGAGGCUGCCAUGCCCCGGGGCAUGCAGGGUGCCUCCCUGGGCCAGGUCUCCUUCUCCAAGCUGGGCUCCUUUGGUGCUGUCAUUCAGGUUGUACUCAUCUUUUACCUGAUGGUGUCUUCGAUCGUGGGAUUCUACAGUUCUCCACUCUUCCGGGGCUUGCGGCCCAGAUGGCAUGACACAGCCAUGACACAGAUAAUCGGGAACUGUGUCUGUCUCCUGGUCCUAAGCUCAGCACUUCCUGUCUUCUCUCGAACCCUGGGACUCACUCGCUUUGACCUGCUGGGUGAUUUUGGACGCUUCAACUGGCUGGGCAAUUUUUACAUCGUGUUCCUCUACAAUGCAACCUUUGCGGGCCUCACCACUCUCUGUCUGGUGAAGACCUUCACUGCAGCUGUUCGGGCGGAGCUGAUCCGGGCUUUUGGACUGGACAGACUGCCAUUGCCUGUCUCUGCUUUCCCCAGGGCAUCUAGGAAGACCCAACACUAGUGACCUCCAGUUGGGGGUGAGAGGGGAAAAACUGGACACUGCCAUCUGCUACCCAGUCCUGAAGCAACACCAGGAAUUGGUGAUCCUUAGGACCUGGAAUCUGAGAGGGGUGGGUGGCAGAGGGGAGCUGAGCCAUCUGCACUGUUGCAUAAUCUGAGCCAGAGUUUGGGACCAGGCCCCUUGUUUUUCUAGAUUUAACUGUGGACCUUAGCAUGCGGUAGGGCUGAGUGACCCGGGUCUGGCUCCUGGUCCCAAAUCCGUUAACACAUCAAUCUGCCUCACUGCUAUUGCAGGCCAUGCCUGUAGCCAUGUUUACAUGAUUUGAUGUGCAAUAGGGUUGGGUGGGGACAGGGGAGGGACUGAGCAGGGGCAAAUGUGGGGGGCAGAUUGUCUCCCUUUGCCUCUGGUCUAGAAGAAACUAAGCACUGUGUUAUCCUGGAGGGACUUUGGACCACCAGAGAGGUGAGGGUGUGGGAAAGAAAAGGCCACAACCAUCAGCAAUAAAGUUGAUCCCAAGGUUUGCUUUGGUUUUUUUAAAA